AUCGAGCGGCUUCCAAGCUGUGUAAAGAACAAUAAACACCGACCUCAGCUGUCAGCCCUGAAUGUGGUAGCCUUUCUCUUGCCUUACCAUUAGCCUACCUGUGUGGUUUCUCUCUAAUGAAAGCAGAAUUUUGCCAAACAAAUGAAGGAGUGAGUUUGAAAGUGCGCAGCGGGUGCGAGAGAGAAGUCCAAAUAGAUUUUGGCACAAGUGAAGACGUACAGAUGGGUCUCCUCGCAAUGGGAUUUGAGUUGAAGAACACGUAACCAGUCAGAAGUCACCCUGAUUCAACCCGUUGUUAAGGUAACUGGGAACUUGAAAAGGCGUCUUUUGACCGCUGGGAUGUUGUGAGCGACGCGUCGCCUGGGACAGAAGGAAGAGGGGAACCAGGGCUGGACGAGCACCGGAGGGAUUAUGGCUCUCGCAACGUUUUCUCUCAGCCUCAUCACGCUGGCGCUUGCAAACUUGCACCUGUCGAGAGCCAGCGACCGGCAUGCGGUGUACUGGAACAGCUCAAACCUACUGCUAAGAAGAGAGGGAUACACGGUGCAGGUCAGCGUCAACGACUACCUGGACAUCUACUGCCCGCACUAUAACACCACCCAGCGGGGGACGCUGGAGCGCACCGUGGCCGAGCAGUACAUCCUCUACAUGGUCAGCUACCGUGGCUACCGCACCUGCGACCCCCAGCUGGGCUUCAAGCGCUGGGAGUGCAACCGGCCCCAUGCGCCUCACGCCCCCAUCAAGUUCUCAGAGAAGUUCCAGCGCUACAGCGCCUUCUCGCUGGGCUACGAGUUCAACGUGGGCCAGGAGUACUACUAUAUCUCCACGCCCACCCACCACCACGGCCACAGCUGCCUGAGACUGAGGGUCUAUGUCUGCUGCUCCACCGUUUCCCAGGCAGAUGAUGACUCCAGUCAGACUCCUCCCGACUACACAGUCAGGCCAAACAUCAAAAUACACAACAUUGAUGAAUUUAACCCUGAAGUUCCCAAACUGGAGAAAAGCGUCAGUGGCAGCAGCCCAUCACGUGACCGCCUUCUUCUCACCGUGGCGAUGAUGCUCGUGUCGGGCAUCUUUUUGUCCUAGCGACUGUCACCGUGAGUGACACUUCAUGCAUUGCUGGACCGCCUUGUCCAAAGGGCUUUGUAUCCACCAAGUUGUUGAUGUGAAAGUUGUCAGAAACACAGAAGAGAAUUAAGUAGAAACAGAACCACAAUCAAAAAGACACAGAAGUAAAUCCUUGAACUUACCUGGACU
Messenger RNA from Morone saxatilis (striped sea-bass), 1257 nucleotides. RefSeq names its product ephrin-A3a (gene efna3a). Bases 412 to 1086 code for a protein of 224 amino acids. Gene Ontology annotation, molecular function: ephrin receptor binding. Gene Ontology annotation, cellular component: plasma membrane. The transcript has 5 exons. Gene Ontology annotation, biological process: ephrin receptor signaling pathway; axon guidance. The record is from RefSeq and is a predicted model, not a curated record. NCBI's taxonomy places the organism in Eukaryota, Metazoa, Chordata, Actinopteri, Moronidae.